UUCGGCCCAAAUGUAAGCACUCAGGCCCAUAAAAAGAUAAAAAACCCUAGCAUCUUAUUGGAGUAGAAAACCCUAAAUAGCAGAGGAGACGGACGCAGCCGAAGCUUAUCACAUCUUCAAGAACCAAAGAAGCGAAAAUGAGUCGCGGAGCAGUUGCCGGAGCCAAGGGCAAGAAGAAGGGAGCUUCGUUCGUGAUUGACUGCGGGAAGCCGGUGGAGGAUAAGAUCAUGGACAUCGCCUCACUGGAGAAGUUCCUCCAGGAGCGUAUCAAGGUCGGCGGCAAGGCCGGAGCUCUCGGUGACUCUGUUACCGUUUCUCGUGAGAAGAACAAGAUCACCGUCACUUCUGACAACACAUUCUCCAAGAGGUAUCUCAAGUACUUGACCAAGAAAUACUUGAAGAAGCACAAUGUGAGGGAUUGGCUUCGUGUGAUUGCAUCCAACAAGGACCGCAAUGUGUAUGAAUUGAGAUACUUCAACAUUGCAGAGAACGAGGGCGAGGAAGAAGACUGAGAAAUCAGUCUCCUAUUUUGAGGCACUAUCCAUUAAGCUUAGUUCUAGAACUUAUCGUGUUUUCCCCUGGCUUGAUAGACUUUUAUUUGGGCUUGACUGUGAAAUUAAGUUUAUCCUCCGAGUAUUUUGUACUGAGAUUUAGUUUUUGAUUAUCACAUUAUCUUUCUGGUUAGUGCAAUACAUAUUGCUCUGAAGGUUAUGGUUA
Rosa rugosa (rugosa rose) is the source of this 717-nucleotide messenger RNA. Its product is annotated as large ribosomal subunit protein eL22z. Gene Ontology annotation, molecular function: RNA binding; structural constituent of ribosome. Gene Ontology annotation, cellular component: ribosome. The transcript has 3 exons. Gene Ontology annotation, biological process: cytoplasmic translation. Bases 138 to 512 code for a protein of 124 amino acids. Lineage: Eukaryota; Viridiplantae; Streptophyta; Magnoliopsida; Rosales; Rosaceae. The record is from RefSeq and is a predicted model, not a curated record.